Messenger RNA from Rhinolophus ferrumequinum (greater horseshoe bat), 279 nucleotides. Its product is annotated as 60S ribosomal protein L37a-like. Gene Ontology annotation, biological process: translation. Gene Ontology annotation, cellular component: ribosome. Lineage: Eukaryota; Metazoa; Chordata; Mammalia; Chiroptera; Rhinolophidae. The record is from RefSeq and is a predicted model, not a curated record. The transcript has a single exon. Bases 1 to 279 code for a protein of 92 amino acids. Gene Ontology annotation, molecular function: structural constituent of ribosome.
AUGGCUAAACGCACCAAGAAGGUGAGAAUCGUGGGUAAAUACGGGACUCAUCAAGGUGCCUCCCUCAGGAAAAUGGUGAAGAAAACUGAAAUCAGCCCGCACACCAAGUACACUUGCUCCUUCGGUGGCAAAACCAAGAUGAAGAGACGAGCUGUUGGGAUCUGGCACUGUGGCUCCUGCAUGAAAACAGUAGCUGGUGGUGCCUGGAGUUACAGCACCACUUCUGCCGUCACAGUAAAGUCUGCUAUCAGAAGACUGAAGGAGUUGAAAGACCAGUAG